AUGACUCACACAUCCACGGCCACGUGGGGGCAGGCCAUGAUGCUUUGGCACCUCCAACAGCAGCUCUUUGCCAAUGAGUUGGGGGAUCCAUUGCAGAUCUCAGUGAUGAUGAAGGAGUCGCAGGUGAAGACGCUAGCAGGGAAACAUGAGGUCUUGGUGGUCGCCAAUGUCUUGGCAUCGAAAGUGGAGGCCUUCCGCGCUGCUGUCCAGCAGUUGAUCUGGCGGAGGGAGGUGCCCAACGAGGUCUUCGUGGUUCCGGAAAGCUUUGCCAGCUCCAAGAAGGCCAUCCGCAAGCAGCGGCAAGCGCGGCAGCGCGCGCGAGUGCUCUUCGUGGCAAUGACGCAGGAUGCUCCCGACUCUGCGGUGCCGUUGGGCCAGGUGGCGGUCUUUGUGACGGGGAAGCUUCAGCCGUCCAAAGACUUGAAGAAGGAUUGGGACGAUGGCAGCAACAUGGGCACGAUCAAGGAAGUCGCCUUGGCCGCUGUGAAUUCCCUGUCCCCUGAGGGUCGCGUGCCGAGCGACAAGGUCUCUGAGCUUUGA
Durusdinium trenchii is the source of this 540-nucleotide messenger RNA. Lineage: Eukaryota; Dinophyceae; Suessiales; Symbiodiniaceae. The record is from the annotation of a GenBank genome assembly.